Molecule: messenger RNA, 390 nt
Organism: Amaranthus tricolor (Joseph's coat)
Lineage: Eukaryota; Viridiplantae; Streptophyta; Magnoliopsida; Caryophyllales; Amaranthaceae
Exons: 3
Coding region: 1-390 (129 amino acids)
Source: RefSeq, a predicted model, not a curated record
AUGGUCAGACGGAACGCGUCAAUCAAAUACUGGAGGACAUCGGGUGACAAGGUUCUACUUCGUGUGUCUCCAAUGAAAGGAGUAGUUCGCUUUGGUGCUCGUAGAAAGUUAAGCUCACGUUUCAUAGGUCCUUAUGACAUUGUGGAGAAAUUAGGGAAGUUAGCCUAUCGGUUAGCAUUGCCUAAUGCUCUGGAGCCGUUAGAACUUGAUGAGAGCCUAACUUAUGAGGAACAGCCUGUCCGGAUAUUGGAUAAGAAGGUCCGUAGUACUCGUCGGAGGGAUAUCACCAUGGUUAAAGUAUUAUGGUCCAAUCACCGUUCACAAGAGGCAACCUGGGAGACGGAAGACUCCAUGCGAGAGCAGUAUCCUCACCUUUUUCUCUCGAGUUAG